This is a messenger RNA of Cheilinus undulatus (humphead wrasse), 6133 nucleotides long. RefSeq names its product structural maintenance of chromosomes flexible hinge domain containing 1 (gene smchd1). NCBI's taxonomy places the organism in Eukaryota, Metazoa, Chordata, Actinopteri, Labriformes, Labridae. Gene Ontology annotation, molecular function: ATP binding; protein binding. The record is from RefSeq and is a predicted model, not a curated record. The coding region runs from base 2 to 5923 and encodes 1973 amino acids. Gene Ontology annotation, cellular component: chromosome. The transcript has 47 exons. Gene Ontology annotation, biological process: chromosome organization; double-strand break repair.
GAUGUUCAAAAGCGAGAAGCGUCUUUCUGCGUCCACGACGGAGGAGGAAAAAGUCCGCAAACUGAUUUGCGUUUACGACUGCCGCAAGAAAAAAGAAGAGGUUACACCGACAUGGCUGGAAACAAGUGGUUUGGACUUCAACGGCUUUCUUCGGAAUUUGCACCAGGAAUUUUCAAUCCCUUCACAUGAAACAUUUGUGUUGUCUACAACUGACAGAAAAUCCCUGGAUUUUGACAAAUUUGCGGAGCUUGAGAAUGAAAGCACCGUGUAUUUGUUGAAGACGGAGGAUCAAGCUCUGCCAGUGGCGACCCAGGAGCUCAUCAGAUUCACGCCUCACUAUAACACAUUGGUCGAGAGUGGCAAGCAUGAGUACAGCACUUGUGAGGGCAAGAAGCCAUUUCCAUAUGCACUUGCUGAGCUGGUUGACAAUGCUCUUUCAGCCACUGUAAAAAACAAAGGUCCCAGGACAAUAGAGAUCCGGAUGCUCUUGGAUGAAACUGCUGGAAAACCUGCAGUGAUUGUUUUGGAUAACGGGUGUGGGAUGUCCCGAGAGGAUCUCAAUAACUGGGCAAAGUACAGAUUUUCCAAAUUCAAAAGGAAAAAUGAUGCAACUGGAAGUGAAGGCUAUGUUCGGUCUGAUCCUGUCCCUCGAAGUCUCAACAGUGACAUAUCCUACUUUGGGGUUGGAGGAAAGCAUUCUGCCUUCUACAUUGGAGAAUCAAUCAGGAUGAUCAGUAGAAAAAGAGGCUCCCCAGAUGUUCAUGAGCUGAUUCUAUCCAAAGAAGAUUUUGAGAAGAAAGAAAAGAACAAAGAAGAUGUCUUCAGCACGUUCCUCAGAAACAGACAGCCCGGCAACUUUAAACAUGUGUUAAAAGAUGACGAGCGUUUCCUCCAUGACCUCAUUCGUGAAGAAAAGACUAAAGAAAGCUUUACAGCUGUGGUCAUCACCGAAGUCCAACCCGAGCAUAUAACCUUUAUGAAAGAGAGAUUUAAAAUGCUGACCAGACAGCUAGCUCACAUAUACCACUAUUACAUCCACGGAUUCAAUGGAAAUGACAUGAGAAGCAGCUCUACAAAGCAGGAUCAGUCUCAAAAAGUAGACAUUCAGGUCACUUUGCUGGAGAAAUCCAACAGACUCCCCAGUGUGAUGAAUCUUAGAGAGGUUGAAGAUGACAUGCAGACCCUGUACAUAAACAGAGCUGUGGACACCUUUGAGUUCAGGGCCUCCACUCCAGACGACAGAGGCAAAGUGGAGGGACUCAUUCGAUAUCAUCCCUUCCUCUAUGACCGGGAGACUUACCCUCAAGACCCUGAUGCCAAUCAAGACUCUCAAGACGAUGAUGAUGAGGGUAAUGACGACAUCGAGUCUGAAGUCGUACAUCGGGCAAGACAGAAAAGGCCGAUAUUCGAUUGUUUCUGGAAUGGACGACUCAUACCAAAAAAUGGAGACUUUCAGUUUGAGUGGUGCACUCCUUCCAAAGGAGCUAAGUUGCCUGCAGAGUGUUACAAUCGUUUUUCUGGGGUGCUUUUCACAGACGACUAUUUCAGGGUUGCCACAAGCAAGCUCUACUUUGUGGACCUGGAGCUGAUACUGAAAAACAAAGAUAUUAUCUUCACCCGUGUUGUUAAUGAAAAGAACCAGAGAGUCAACAUUCAGAGGGAGUUCACGCUAUGGCUUCAAAACUGUCAUGAGAAGCACGACAAGCAGAUCAAGUUCAUGGGCUACAAGGACACCAUCACACGACCAGAUGUGCCUACAAAGAAAAAGCAGCACCCCUGGGAGACGUUUACCUCCAUCGAAUGGGAUGGGAAAAUCUACAGCAAAGGCCAACUUGUGAGGUCUCAGAGAACACAGCCCAUUUAUUAUGGCACCAUAGUUCAGUUUUUGCGGUAUGGAAUUACAGAAAAAAAUGACGGAAGUGUCUUUGCCACAGGAGGAGAGGUUGAAUUGGCUCUGGAACCAAAGGCAUUUCACGACAAGACCAAGAUCAUCGCCAUUUCCAAGAUCGACAGGACGGCCACUGACGAAGCCAUCAAGAAACACAUUGAAAAUGACGCUGCAAAGCUUCCAGAUAAACUCAGAGUGGAGUGGCCUGAAAAUAACCCCUGGUCACAGAAUUCUGUUUAUCCAGCUGGGACCCCAUUAGGACCUCUCAAAGUUCAUGUUCUGGACAAGAAUGAAGAGUCAGUGGGCAGGAUGCCAACAGUGGAAAGAGGACCUGGGAAAAAACUGAGUAUUGAGCUCAAAAUAGUCCACCAUGGUUCUGAACACCCUGAGGAGAUUGCAUGUUUUGUUGCCAGACACAGUGCACAGUGGGCUUUCUGGUUCAAGAAACUUGAGGGACUGACAAAACUGGGGAAGUAUACACUGACUCUGAAAACUACUAUACAAGAAAAUGAAACAGUGUUUGGAGGAAGAGAACUCCCAAGCUACAAAUUCAAUUUCAGCAUUAAAGAGGGAAGUGCUCACCAUUUUGUUAUCAGUGAAUCAGUAAACGCCACCGUUCAUGUAGGAGUGCCAUUCAUCAUUCCUCUGCAGAUCAAAGAUGCCUUUAAUCACCCAGUCACUCCUCCUCGGGAUCUUGAGCCUGAACUCAAGUGCAGUGAGCUGGAGCUGAGUUACGAGAAAGUGGACACCCGUGGGACCACCUUCAACAUCAGAGGUGUCAAAGCAAUAGGAAAGGUUCAGAAUUACCAACAUUCAAAGACAUACGAUCUAAAAGUCAUCCUGCCUGGCCUGACAGAAAAAACACAGAGUUUCAAAAUCGGUCUUCUUCCAGGCAAUCCUCAUUCUCUCCAUGUGAAGCCAGAAGAUGAACCAAUCACAGUUGAGAAUGGACUCACUGUCAAGUUUGAUCUGGAAGUUCAUGAUGAGGCAGGAAAUGUCACAGCUAACCCAAAGCAGAUCGUUCACUGCCUGAUUCCUGAUCUUCCAUUGACGGCCACUGACUGCAGUAGCACAGGAUUAGGGCAGCUUGAGACCAAGCCCAUAAACGUGACAAUGAUCAAUGGAGAACCACAGACAUUCAAAGCUACAUUUGAGAUGCCUAGUAAGAAAAACGUUGCAGCGGUGGUGCGGGAGGUAAAGGUGGUUCCCAGCAGAAGAGUCUCGAGGAUGGAGCUCUGCAGUGAGGAUGAUGAGAAGCUGGUGCUGAGGAACAAGGAAAAGAUCGAGUGGUUGGCUGGGAGCACGUUGGGGGACUUGUUCUACAAACUGUAUGACGAGGCGGGUAGGGAAGUACCGCUUUCUGCAGAAAUAGCUGCGAAGAUCAAGGUUACCUGGACAGGAGAUGUAACUGAAGAUCUGGCAAAAGGGAAGUUGCCUGACAUACAGGUGCCCACACAGGCCAACAGAGAACAGUUCUACCAGGUGUCCUACCAAGACCAGAGUGUGUCCUUCUCCUUUUUCAUCAUACCUCGCCCAGAUGAACCAUCACGCUUGAAAGCAACUCUAGUCCAAAACACAGUAAAGCUGGGUGAAACUCUGCCUGGAAACGUCACCUUGGAGCUUAUGGACCAAUAUGAAAAUGUCACCUCCACGCUUACCUCCACCUGUGUAGAAGACAUAUUGGUGGAAGCAGACGGUUUGGACAAAACAUCAAUCAACUUUAUACAAGAGGAGAGCACCAGCUCGGUUAUUGUUACGGGAGUCAAGUUUGAGUCUGGCGCUCUUGGUUCCAGAGAGCUGUGCUUCACCUACAAGAGUUUUGUUGCGCGAGUCAUCAUCAAAGUGACGGCUGGAGUCCCUGCAGAGCUGAAACUAAUCAGUGGGCCUGAAACACCUUUGCAGGUGCUGAAUGAUCAUAGCAUCCAAACACCAUUCAUUAUCCAGCUGUGUGACAAAUGGGGGAACCCUUCUUCAGACCAGAGGGUCGUGGUAGAACUGAGGCCUUCACCUGCAACACUCAAGGUGAUGGCAGCUGUUGCAUCACAGCCAGUGAACGCAGAAGGAAAAGCCUCGUUCACUGUGAAUAGAGUGAGUGGACCAAAGGGGUACUAUCAGCUGGAGUUUAUUGGUUCCUUCAACAACAAACCCAUCCCUGGUCCAUCAGUCAUUCUUACCGUCAACUCUGAUCCCAACAAACCCGUCAGUCUGUCAGUGCAGUAUGAUACCUCCGCCAAGUUUCCUGCUGGAGGCAAAUUCCCAGUUUUCUCUGUGACUGUGGAGUCCGAAGAAGGAAGUCCGAUUACGACUUACAGCCCUGCCAAUGUGUCCAUGCUGCUGUGGGAGGGAGCAUCUUCAGGAGAGAUACCUCCACAAAUGGCCACCGAGCUGAAGUGUAGCAAGCCAAUGGAGAAUGACAGGAAAGACUGUUUCCACUUCAGAGAUAAAGAGAUACCAGAACAUGCUGGGAAGUACAUGAUUCAGUUUUCUCUCCGUAUAAGCAAAGCUAAACUGAUGUGGAGUUCUCAGAUUCCGAUCAAUGUGGAGGCCGAUAAACCUGUCAAACUGGGUCCCAACUCAGAGCCACCAACCCCAGUGGUUUCCUACAGUAAAGACAUUUCCAAUCGCACCUUAGUGGAGAAUAUGACUCUUGUGAUAAUGGAUUCACAUGGAAACCCAGCAGGCCAGGACCUAAAAGGAAAGGUGCUUGUUUCUAUCAGGAACUCCAGUGAAGAGAUAAACAGAAACCUCCCUCUGUUUCAAGACAAAAGCAGCAGCUAUGAGAUUGAUUUGGUCAAAGGAAAGGCCCACAUUGAUAGGCUGACCAUCAUGGAGAACAGUCCAGGUGAAAACGGCAGUUCGUACAUCCUGCUCUUCCAACCUGAAGUUUUUAUGGUUCCUCUGGAGUCUUUCAAGCUCCCCUUCCAUUUUUACAAUGAUACGGAGCACCAAAGAAAAAUGUUCGAGCUGACCAAGAGGAAACAAAAACUCCUCAGUGAAAUAGCUGCAUAUAAACAAGUCCUUCUCUCAAAAGAUGAACUUUAUGAAGCAUUUAAUCGUACACUCAUAAAUGCAAAUGGCAAAGAGGAGUUACUGCGACAAAUGCUGGUCAGCUCGAACGUGAUAUCAGGACACAGUGUUUCCUUUCAAGGUAUUGACAGGCUGAUCCAAGAGAAGACCACCGAAAUCAACAGGAUUCGAGAGACACCCAGGAGAGUCUUCCCCUGCCGUAAUGAGUACAGGGAGCAGCCAGACGUUUUGGGAAUGGUUGGUCACCUGGCCCUUGUGAUGGAUGACGCUGCUGCAAAUGUUAUCUCCUGGCACAUCAGAGGCGACAUGAAAUGUGUCAUUACUCAAACCACGGAGGCAGCUACCAGGAUCUAUGAGCUUACCAGUGGAAGGCAGGAGGUUAUGGCCCUUGAGAGUGUGUUUGUGUCCCAAGACAACAGUUUGCUGCCACACAUGAGACACGGCCGCCCGCUCUUUCAGCCCCGUGGGAACCCGGUGUUCGCCAGAGAACUCCUCAUUUACCCCAAGGACCAAGACUGUGGGAGCUGUGAAAAAGUGUUCAAAAACAUCCUUGGAAAUACUAUUUUGAUUGACGACCUGGCGUCUGGAAACUACUACAGAAAGAUGGUGGUGCAGUCAAGGGCACCGUGUCCUACCAUCCUGACAAGAGAGGGGGACAGGAUAAGUGCUAAGGGCAAGUUUGGAGGUGCACAAAACAAAGCCCCCCCAGUCAAUCAGCUAAUGUUUGGAGCCCCCCUCCCACCGCAAUGUGACGUCCUGGAAGCACAAAUAGAUCUGCUCCGUCCUUACCGAGAUGCUCUGAAGAAAAAGAAUGAAGCAACAAAGGACUUCAAUGACCACCUGGAGUCCAUGAACUCCAGUGACACGCUGCAACAGAAACAAGAACUGGAGGAGAAAAACAGACAGCUUAAGGAGAUCGAGGGACAAAUGGUGAGACAAGCGAAACGCCCUGGGGAUGCUGGUGAGCCAUCAGGCAUUGACAGGAAGAGAGCAAGGCCAACCAUGUAGUUGGCAGAUACGCCUAAAGGGAUUUUUAUAUAUUUGAGCCUUUGGUUUUUUUUAUUUUCUAUCGUGUUAAAUGUGUUCUCUUAAAAUUUUUACUCUUCAGUCUGGUGAAAAAGUUUUGAGUUUCCAUCUGUUAUUGUACCUUAAAAUAUGUCUGGAAUAUAUCAAUUUAAGAAAGCCAAAUUCACUACAAAACUGUGUCUGUGUCCUUAU